Molecule: messenger RNA, 643 nt
Organism: Ceraceosorus guamensis
Lineage: Eukaryota; Fungi; Basidiomycota; Exobasidiomycetes; Ceraceosorales; Ceraceosoraceae
Exons: 1
Source: RefSeq, a predicted model, not a curated record
CCCCCACACUCGCACACACUCGCACUCAGCACUUUCGCUCACCACCACCACCCGUGGCAGCUUCGAAAGGGCCUGCUGAGCAUCGUUCUCGAAAAUCUCGACUCUUGACGCUGCGAAUCUUGAACUGUUGCCAUUGCGAAGCCACAAACGUUACUAUCCGCGCCGAUCCAUCCAUCAAGCUACGCGCUACCCUUUCCCCCGAUUCCUCGACUCGACUCGGAUCAGCACAGCCAGACGCACGCUCGCACGCUCGCACGCUCGCACGCAAGCAGCGCAAGCAAUGUUCACUCCAUCGCCGCCGCCGCCGCUAUUGGCGCUCCUCUCUCAUCUGCUGAGUCGAACAGCGCAACUGAACAACUCGCUAUCCCAACCCAUCUCCUCCUCUUUCUAUCCCUUCACCUGGCUAUCCACACUUCAUGCUCUGAGGACUUCUUUGGCUUUCAGAGCGCUUGCUGGUCUGGCUAGGAGGAGGAGGCGCGAAGAUGAGGGCAGGGAGGGGAUGAUGAUGGAGAAUGGCGAGAGAAAGGGGGAGAGGGAGAGGGAGAGGGAGAGGGAGAGGGAGAGGGAGAGGGAGAGGGAGAGGGAGAGGGAGCAAAGACUGGGUCCGGGCUGGAUGCAGGAUACGGUGGGCUUCUUGAUCAUG